CAUCACCACAUCAACACUAGCAAGAGACCCUAACAGGACCUCCCACCCACCCACAAACAACAACAAUGUCUGCCGCCAAGCCCGCAUCGAAGAAGGCCAGCGCCAAGGGAUCGUCUGGCAUCAGCUAUGAGGCCAUGAUCAAGGAGGCCAUCCUUGCCCACCCCGAGGAGAAGACUGGUCUCGGCAGGCCCACGAUCAAGAAGUACAUCCACCAGAAGCACCCCGAGACGAGCAAGAUGCCCGAGGCUGCCUUCAACAACCACGUCUCCAAGGCCAUUACGCGUGGCCACGAGAAGAAGACGUUUGUCCUGCCAAAGGGCAUCAGCGGCAGGGUCAAGCUGGCCCCCGACGCGAAGAAGGCUGCCGUCAAGAAGCCCGCCGUCAAGAAGGCUGCUGCUACCAAGACGGCCAAGCCCGCUGCUGCCAAGAAGGCUACGACGACCAAGAAGACGGCCACCAAGAAGGCCGCUCCCAAGAAGAAGACGACGUCGAGCACCGCGGCCAAGGCUAAGAAGCCAGCUGCCAAGAAGACGGCAACGACCAAGAAGGCGGCACCCAAGAAGAAGGCAGCCCCCAAGAAGGCAUAAAUGCGACGUCCUGCGUCUACAUUUGGGCUUUCUCUUCUCUUCUUUCCAUGUACAAACAUGUACCGCUCGACACACACCUCUACCCUAUGGUCAAGAUUCUCCUCGUCUUUCGCCGCUCUCUCCUCUAUUGCACCGCCGCCGGUGUCACCCUCCGCAAUCCAGUGGAGGGUGAAAUUUCCCUCGCGCCGAUCUGCUCUAAGGGGGAGUCGGUUAUAUUCUACCCGAUUUUUGCAUAGGCUUCCCAUGAACACCAUCCACCUCUAGCUCCUUUGUUCCGUCCUCCUACUCCUUCUUUCCAGUGGUGGCGCCACACACACAACUUGUAUUACCAAAUUUUAACCUUUGCUUCUCUCCAACAUUUGUGAUUUGGGUUUGGUAGCUCCGACUCCUACGGAUGAAGGAAGC
Acaromyces ingoldii is the source of this 992-nucleotide messenger RNA. RefSeq lists its product as hypothetical. Gene Ontology annotation, cellular component: nucleosome. The record is from RefSeq and is a predicted model, not a curated record. The coding region runs from base 66 to 587 and encodes 173 amino acids. Gene Ontology annotation, biological process: nucleosome assembly. NCBI's taxonomy places the organism in Eukaryota, Fungi, Basidiomycota, Exobasidiomycetes, Exobasidiales, Cryptobasidiaceae. The transcript is spliced from 4 exons. Gene Ontology annotation, molecular function: DNA binding; structural constituent of chromatin.